GAAGAGUGUGGACUUUGGGAUAGAGAUGAGGCUCAAGACAGCGUAAGCAAUUUUUUAAAGUUAUGUCUGAAGCAAGAAGAAAAGACAAGGAAUAGGUUUAGUUUCAUCUCUGAUACACCGUUUCUUGUUAAAAUUGAUGGUUUUUUCUGCAGGCAUUUGCUUCCUGAAUGAUGGUCCCACUCAGCCAUCCACCUACACUUUCUACCAAGUCAAUUUAUACUGAUUCUUCGGGUCAGUUAAUCACUGGUACGUUUCCCCUCCCUGGUCAAGGAUCUUUUAUUAUACCCUAUCACAGAAUCGUAUUCCCUUCCUUAGUGCACUUCUCUCAACUGGUAAGUACCCCCAUUAAUGUAAUUACUUGAUAAAUACAUGCCUGCUUUUCCUCUUCCAGGGCCGAAAUUGUCCCUGGUUUUGCUCAUCAUUCUAUAGUAUAUAGCAGGAGUUCAAUAAACAGUUCUUAAAGCAACAUAUUUAACUUCCAUUUUGUUCCCAUCUCUUCACUCAGAGACUUUUCUUUGGAUUGGGAAGGGUAAAAUACCCGAAGACUUGAACUCCAAAAGAAACAAAAUGAUUUUAUGCAAACGUUUCUUCCUUAAAACUCAUUCAUUGGGCAAAUAUUCAUUUAGUCCCUGGCACUAUUUGGUAAUGGGAAUACAGGAGUGCAUAUGGCAGAUAAAGUUCUGUUGCUGCCCUUACCGAGUUUAGUGGGGGUGAGACGUGGUGUUAGUAAAUGCAUACUAUAUUGUCUGUAUUUAAAUCGAGUCCAAAUCUCCCGCUCUAAAUCCCGCCUUGGGAUGUUUCUUACAUCCCAAGAAACAGAGUAUUUUGAUGGGAUCGCUGAUGUUUCAGAAUGCAAAAGUAGCUCAGGGCGUUUGCAGUCGUGCAAGUCAACAAGGUAACAGUCUGAACCGAAAGCUGGGCUUCUCCGGGUCUCCUAACUCCAAAUCCAACUCCAAGCUUCUGCAGCUGCCACCUCCCGUAGACUUCUCAUUUCUUCCGCAUUCUCCUCUCACGACGGGUCUUCUUUGUUGUACUUAAUUUCCUAUGCAACAAGAUUUCAGCAUCACCAUCAGUCCCCCAAAGACCAAUUCUCACAGAGCCGAAGUUCCCACCAAGGGCGGUGGGUAAGGGUUACUAAAAUCAGCGUUUAUGAAUCCUGUCUCAAGUUGUCUCACCUGGGGUUCCGUAGAACAGUUUCUUCGUAAGAGGUCCUUCAGCGACAGCCGAGCUCGGAAAAAACGGGAACAAGGUGUCUUUUACAUUUCCUCAAAUACCGUGUAUGGUCUGAGGCGCAGGUCAGGUGUAUUUAAAUAUCCUUUAAACAGUACUCCCCCCGCCCCAAAAACUGACCUUGAAGGAACAAGUGAAACUCAUCCUGCUUUUUAUGUUUGCUAGGUUUGCCCGUUACACCCCUUCCCCCGCACCUACCAAGACAGGCAGCUGUCGGCCACCCUCCGGGGUCCUGAUUUUGAAAAGAGGAGUGGACCAAUCAUAUGUGGAGCGCUGUUUGGCGCUGCAGUUUGAGCCUGGGCUGAAACUGCGGGUGUGACGGCCGCCGUGGCUCCGGGUGUCUGCGGAGGAGGUGGGGGCGGAAGCAUGAGGCUAACGGCUUGGCUUCAGUGAGCGCACCGGGAUGUGCAGGCCGGGAGCUAGAGGCAGGCUGAUGGGGGAGGGGACGAGCAGCCUGUGAGACGGGGUGACUGCGGCGACCAGCCCGGGCGGGCACCGGGACUGGAAGAGUUGCCCGAGCAGCCGGCUGGUCCGGCGGCCAGGCUGGGGCGGGGACGAGCACCUAGUUGAGCCUGCUGGGGCUGGAGGAGCGAGAAGGGUCCUCUUCACAUUUCAGAGCGAACCAGACGGGGACAGUAAGGUUUGGAGGAAGGGGGAUCGUUGGAAGCAGCCGGAAGUGGUGAGAAUCUGGCAAUAGGCGAGAAACGGAAAGAAUCAAAAAGAAGCGAAGUCUAUGUGAGUAGCUGAAAGGAUUGGGUGACCAGAAAGAAGGUCGGUGUAAGUGAAGAAAGAGUGAGGUGUGGCUGGAUCAAAGGGCUAAGAGAAGAGGGUCUGUGUAAGUGGAUGUAAGUGAGGAUCAAGGAAAAGCCGUGGAAGUGGCCGGGGUUCGGGGCCGCAGGAGUGCCAGACGGGGCCGGAAGGCAGCGGAGCGGAGUUCAGAUUUGAGAGCGUUUGGAAAUUGGAAGACUUGGUGGCGAACGAGGGUCAGGACCUGCGUCCUGCCUCAGAGAGCGAUCGACGUGUCCGGAAUGUGGGAUCAGAGGCUGGUGAGGUUGGCCCUGUUGCAGCAUCUGCGGGCCUUCUAUGGUAUUAAGGUGAAGGGUGUCCGUGGGCAGUGCGACCGCAGGAGACACGAAACAGCAGCCACGGAAAUAGGGGGUAAAAUAUUUGGAGUACCCUUUAAUGCACUGCCCCAUUCUGCUGUACCAGAAUAUGGACACAUUCCAAGCUUUCUUGUCGAUGCUUGCACAUCUUUAGAAGAACAUAUUCAUACUGAAGGGCUUUUUCGGAAAUCAGGAUCUGUGAUUCGCCUAAAAGCGCUAAAGAAUAAACUGGAUAGUGGUGAAGGUUGCCUAUCUUCUGCACCUCCUUGUGAUGUUGCAGGACUUCUUAAGCAAUUUUUUAGGGAAUUGCCAGAGCCCAUUCUCCCAGCUGAUUUGCAUGAAGCACUUUUGAAAGCUCAACAGUUAGGCACAGAGGAAAAGAAUAAAGCUACACUGUUGCUCUCCUGUCUUCUGGCUGACCACACAGUUCAUGUAUUAAGAUACUUCUUUAACUUCCUCAGGAAUGUUUCUCUUAGAUCCAGUGAGAAUAAGAUGGAUAGCAGCAAUCUUGCAGUAAUAUUUGCACCAAAUCUUCUUCAGACAAAUGAAGGACAUGAAAAGAUGUCUUCUAACACAGAAAAAAAGCUACGAUUACAGGCUGCAGUAGUACAGACUCUUAUCGAUUAUGCAUCAGAUAUUGGGCGUGUACCAGAUUUUAUCCUGGAAAAGAUACCAGCUAUGUUGGGUAUUGAUGGUCUCUGUGCUACUCCAUCACUAGAAGGCUUUGAAGAAGGUGAAUAUGAAACUCCUGGUGAAUAUAAGAGGAAGAGAAGACAAAGUGUAGGAGAUUUUGUUAGUGGAGCACUAAAUAAAUUUAAAUCUAACAGAACACCUUCUAUUACACCUCAACAAGAAAGAAUUGCCCAGCUGUCUGUAUCACCGGUGAUUCUUACACCAAAUGCUAAACGUAAAUUGCCAGUAGAUUCUUCUCAUGGUUUCUCAAGUAAGAAAAGGAAGGCCAUCAAGCAUAAUUUUAACUUUGAGCUGUUGCCAAGUAAUCUCUUCAAUAGCAGUUCUACACCAGUAUCAGUUCACAUCGAUACAAACUCAGAAGGGUCAUCUCAGAGUUCACUCUCUCCUGUACCCAGUGGUGGAAACCAUUUGAUCACUGCAGGUGCGCCAAGGCGAAGUAAAAGAAUUGCAGACAAAAAAGUUCGCAGAGUAGAAUCAGGAAAAGCAGGCUGCUUUUCUCCUAAACUCAGCCAUAAAGAAAAGGUUCGAAGAUCUCUUCGUUUGAAAUUCAAUCUAGGGAAAAAUGGCAGAGAUGUAAAUGGAUGUUCUGGUGUCAGUAGAUAUGAAAGUGUUGGUCAGCGACUUGCAAAUCAACAAAGUUUAAAAAAUCGAAUUGAAUCUGUAAAAACAGGUUUGCUUUUUAGCCCAGAUGUUGAUGAAAAGUUACCAAAGAAAGGUUCACAAAAGAUCAGUAAGUCUGAGGAAAACUUACUAACUCCAGAGCGACUAGUUGGAACAAAUUACCGGAUGUCUUGGACAGGACCUAAUAAUUCAAGUUUUCAAGAAGUAGAUACAAAUGAAGCUUCUUCAAUGGUGGAAAAUCUUGAGGUAGAAAACUCUUUGGAGCCUGAUGUUAUGGUUGAAAAGUCACCUGCUACUUCUUGUGAACUCAUCCCUUCCAAUUUAAACAGUAAGCAUAAUAGCAACAUAACAAGUAGCCCUCUUAGUGGGGAUGAAAAUAACGUGACCAAAGAGACUUUGGUGAAAGUUCAGAAAGCAUUUUCUGAAUCUGGAAGUAAUCUUCAUGCAUUGAUGAAUGACAGGCAGUCAUCAGUACCUAAUGUGGGGAAAGUAAAAUUAACUGAACCAUCUUAUUUAGAAGAUAGCCCAGAGGAAAAUCUGUUUGAAACUAAUGAUUUGACUGUAGUAGAAUCAAAGGAGAAAUAUGAACACCACACUGGUAAAGGUGAAAAAUGUUUUUCAGAGAGGGACUUUUCACCCCUUAAAACUCAAACAUUUGAUAGAGAAGCAACUAUAAAAUGUUAUUCAACUCAGAUGAAGAUGGAACAUGAAAAAGACAUUCAUUCAAAUAUGCCAAAAGAUUAUUUAAGCAAGGAAGAAUUCCCCAGUGAUGAACAAAUAAAGAAACAGCAGUCCCCAAAGGUUAAACUGAAUGAUAAAUUAAAGGAGAAUGAGAAUAUGAUUGAAGGUAACUUACCAAAGUAUGCAGCACAUAGCAAGGACAAGACUAGAGCCUCUUUCUCACAGCAGAGUACAUGUGUUAUAACAAACUUGUCAAAACCUAGGCCUAUGAGAAUUGCUAAACAGCAGUCAUUGGAAACAUGUGAGAAAACAGUUUCUGAAAGUUUACAAAUGACAGAACAUAGAAAGGUUUCUGAUCACAUACAGUGGUUUAACAAGCUUUCUUUAAAUGAACCAAAUAGAACAAAAGUCAAGUCACCUCUUAAGUUUCAGCGUACUCCUGUUCGUCAGUCUGUCAGAAGAAUUAAUUCUUUGUUGGAGUAUAGCAGACAGCCUAUAGGGCAUAAGUUGGCGAGUCUUGGUGAUACAGCUUCUCCUCUGGUCAAAUCAGUGAGCUGUGACGGUGCUCUUUCCUCUUGUAUGGAAAGUACAUCAAACGAUUCCUCUGUUUCAUGUAUCGAAUCAGGUCCUAAAGAACGGAAGUCCAUGUCAUGUGAAGAGUCAAAUAUUGAUGCGAUUUCAAAGUCAAGCAUGGAGUUACCUUCGAAAUCUUUCUUAAAGAUGAAGAAGCACCCAGAUUCAGUGAAUGCUUCUCUUGGGUCUACUACAGUUUGUAAACAGAAGAUGUUAUCUGAUGGCCAAGUUAAGCUUCCCUUGGAUGAUCUGACUAAUCAUGAUAUAUUAAAACCGGUUGUAAAUAACAAUAUAGGCAUUUCUUCUGGGAUAAAUAACAGGGUCCUUAGGAGACCAUCAGAAAGAGAAAGGGCCUGGUACAAAGGUUCUCCAAAACAUCCUAUCGGAAAAACUCAAUUACUACCAACAAGUAAACCUGUAGACUUGUAAUUGGUAGAUGUUAUACUUGUCAUUAAUGUAAAUAAAGUGAGCAGUUGAUGGUAUGACUUGC
Mandrillus leucophaeus (drill) is the source of this 5391-nucleotide messenger RNA. RefSeq names its product Rho GTPase activating protein 11A (gene ARHGAP11A). The record is from RefSeq and is a predicted model, not a curated record. Gene Ontology annotation, biological process: signal transduction. Lineage: Eukaryota; Metazoa; Chordata; Mammalia; Primates; Cercopithecidae. The transcript is spliced from 12 exons. Bases 2259 to 5330 code for a protein of 1023 amino acids.